AUGGCGCCCAAGUCCUCCAAGACCGCUCACGACGACACCAAGUCCGAAGCCACAAGCGUGAAAGAGAAGCAUACAUCUGCCUCUGGCGCCCAACACUCAAACGGAAAACUGCGUCGUGUGGCUAGCUCGACAGGAUCCCAACUGCGAGAGGUUACAAACGCCAACGCUGCUGCGGAUGUUCCAGUCGCCGCAAAAGAGACGGCUCCAAACCCCGGGAUACAAUGGAACACCUUCAACCGAGAUACCCUACAUGCAUACCGGCGCGAACACCAUAUCAACACCCCUACCUCGUUUUCCUGUUCAUACCGUCAAUUGGUUCUCUCACGACCGGGCGGCAUUGGCCUACACUCCCCCACGAUGGCUCGCAAGAAGGAGAACAGAAGGCAAAGCAAAGAACAGCUGGCAAUGACUGUGCGAAAGCACUUCAACGGGGUUGGGAUCCAAGAGAACGAUGUCAUCGUCGACUUCAUCCACAAAGUCAGGAGCCAUGCCAUUACGAAAAGCGACCGCCACAAAAGGUCCACUUCGACACCUCACGAUGCAUGA
Messenger RNA from Colletotrichum higginsianum IMI 349063, 546 nucleotides. RefSeq lists its product as uncharacterized. Lineage: Eukaryota; Fungi; Ascomycota; Sordariomycetes; Glomerellales; Glomerellaceae. Gene Ontology annotation, biological process: regulation of DNA-templated transcription. The coding region runs from base 1 to 546 and encodes 181 amino acids. The record is from RefSeq and is a predicted model, not a curated record. Gene Ontology annotation, molecular function: protein binding; transcription coregulator activity. Gene Ontology annotation, cellular component: histone deacetylase complex. The transcript has 2 exons.